AUGCCCGGGUCAAGCCUCGUCGAGCUACACCCAGAGCCCCGCCACAUCUUCAGACUCUGGCAGAUCUUCGCUGAGCGUACCAAUGCCAUCAUCAGGAUCUUGCACACCCCAAGCGUUCAACAACGUAUUCUUGACGUCAGCUGGAACCUUCAGGCUUGCAUGCCGUCGUUUCAGGCUCUGUUGUUCGCAAUCUAUCUGGCUGCGAUUACGACCAUGUCAACAACUGAGUGCCUGACACACCUGGGAGAGGAUAGGCUAGUGCUCAUCCAACGCUAUAGAGCAAGCGCCUGGCAGGCACUUCUAGCUGCAGGUCUGUUAGAGACGCGAGAUCUCGAUACGUUGCAGGCGCUGGUCAUAUUUGUGUCCUCAGAUCCAAAAUCCGAUGCCUUCACGACGCUUUCAGCGCUCUCGGUGCGACUGGCACUCAAGAUGAGCUUGGACAGAGAAAGCAAGACCGCUUCCAUCUUUGAGCAGGAGAUGCGGGUCCGGCUCUGGUGGUACAUCUGCACCCAAGACGUGAUGGCCCUCUACUUCUUCGUUCCAAGAGACAGCGCUAUGACCGAUGCAAUCAUUACGCCAACCAUUCGCCUGCCUCAUAAUGUCAAUGACGCGGAGCUGCACCCGGACAUGGUAAAACCGCCUGUUGAGUACCCUCGUGCAACCGAGAUGAUCUACGCGCUCAUGCGAUACGAAGGCGCCACAUUUGGCCAUCAAAUGCGUCAAAAGCAGAAACAGGCGGGCAUGAAGUACUUUCCGUUCGAGGAACUGGAGCAGCUGUUCGAGAAGAAGUAUCUGUGCCACGCUGAUGCUCGCAUUCCCGUGCAUGCGGCAGCACAAGCGAUGGCCCGGUAUGCCAUGGCCGGCAUUCGGUACCGACUAUCUCACUUCGACAUGCCGAAAGGUAGCAAGUCCGAAGACAGCAUCUUCAACCAAGCAGUCGGAGUGCUUGAGCUUGACAGAGCCUGCGGCGACAAUCAUUUCGCCAAGCAGCUUCUCUGGCAUAACAAUCCGACAGAUCUGGACGCGGUCAUCUAUACGCUCAGCAAGCUACGGCAACGCACGAGCGGCGAACGCGUAGUGAAGGCCUGGGAGUUGGUUGCCCUGUUCUGGGACGAACACAUUGAGCCAUUCCUGGAUAACGAGCCCGUCGACCAAGAUUCCUUCUUUGCCGGCCUUGCCGAUCUUACACUCGAGGCGUGGCGCGAGAGAAAGAAGCAGUUAGUCGAGACUCAGGGACAGGCCAUGGCUGAGCAGAUGACGCCUUUCUGUAUCCAUCAACUCAGGCAGAUCAGAAGGACCAAGAGCUUCGAGCUUCAACAAAGACCGGACGCGGCGAGUCUGCUGUUCGAUGAAACCUCGUUGCCUUCUCAAGGACUUAAUGUGGAUGAUCUGACGGAUAUGUUCCAUUUUGGAAACAGCAACGACUUUCUGUUCGACUUUGGAUUCUGGGGCGACUUUUCGCAGAUGUCUGGUCCGAACAGUCAAGGACCGCUACCUUAA
Messenger RNA from Saxophila tyrrhenica, 1500 nucleotides. RefSeq lists its product as uncharacterized. Gene Ontology annotation, molecular function: zinc ion binding; DNA binding. Bases 1 to 1500 code for a protein of 499 amino acids. Gene Ontology annotation, biological process: DNA-templated transcription. NCBI's taxonomy places the organism in Eukaryota, Fungi, Ascomycota, Dothideomycetes, Mycosphaerellales, Extremaceae. The record is from RefSeq and is a predicted model, not a curated record. The transcript has 2 exons.